AUGGCGGGUUGUCCACUUUACGAUGAGUCUCUCAUUAUAUCUGCCUCGCUCUCCUUCGCGUUGGAAUUCGAAACGCCGAAAGAGGCGAAGCAUACCAUUUUAUUCAAAGUGGAGAAGGCUCCGAGUGAAUGCGAAAGGACGGUCGAUGAGGACCCAGAAAUGCCCACUCAGAUGACGGCAGUUCAGGAAUCAGAAGGACCCAAAGUGAUGACGAUGAUAGGACCGGCGAUGGAAACGCCCGAGCAAGCGAUGGCCGUCCCCGAGUCGGAAUCGCUCUACGAAGAACCGUUCCCUGACUUAAGACAAAUCUCUUCUCGACUUUUGUUCAAAAGACGUGUGGAAAGAUCCCAACCAGUUUUAGCGCAAGAGAGUUCGGAAGUGGAAGAGCGACGAAAUGAAAAGAAAAAGAGGGAAACCUUGGUGAAAGCAAGAGAAACGAGGAAAUUCAGAAAAGAUAUUGAAAAAGUGAGCGAAAUUUGAAGUCAGAUUACAUGUUUUCAAAACUUCUCAGGCCUUGACAUCGACUUUGUACGCAUUCGGACAAGUUGCCAGUGCCAAAUCGAGAACAGGAUCCACCUUGACUGAAUCAUGGAAGGAAAUGAAUCGUAUCACUUGUAAUUGGCUUGUGUAGGUGCUUCGGAUUGUCAAAGCAAUUGCACGAUGGUUUCAGCAUGUUGCACGAGCGAAAAGCUCUCCGACAGUCGACAUUCCACGCGUUCUUUCUGAAUGCCGAAAUCGCUCUGAGAAAGACGAUGAAUGCAGCCAGAGUGAGGGAAAACGAAAGAAAAAAUCAAAACAGAAUUUCAGCCGAGACCGCCGGAGACACACGUGCUGAUGCUGCGAUUCGUUGUAGAUUUUAGUAAAAUUUAUGAGAUUGCUCAGCUACGGAAUAUCAAGGUAAAUUUUAAAAAAGUAUUCAGGAAAACAGAUAAUUGCAGGAAGUGUUGGGAUGCCUGAGCAGACUCCUCGAAAUCGUCCUUGGCAAACAUCUGGGCGAUCCGAAGCGGAUGAGCUCGACUCAUAUGCCCUGGAUUCAGACGAAGGAAGUUAUCAGACUGCUGCUGUCGGCUAUAAACCGAACGGAAACCAUUUACGGUCUGCUUCAGUUGAUGAGCAGAAUUCAGUCGUAGUAAGUGGAACCAUGUAGUGUUAUUGCAUGAUAUCAUCGAUCUUUCAGUUUUAUCUCGAAAUGGGCGGUUCGGAGAGAUCGGAACGACGAAUUCAUCGCUUUCGCAGUCGCUCAGCUUCAAGACUUUUCUUCGAUUCUCUCGAGAAAACUCGAACAAUUGGCCACCGAGAAUGUAUAUUUAAUCUAG
Caenorhabditis sp. 36 PRJEB53466 is the source of this 1316-nucleotide messenger RNA. The record is from the annotation of a GenBank genome assembly. Lineage: Eukaryota; Metazoa; Nematoda; Chromadorea; Rhabditida; Rhabditidae.